Tetrapisispora phaffii CBS 4417 is the source of this 609-nucleotide messenger RNA. It is a transcript of the gene NOP19, whose product is annotated as Nop19p. NCBI's taxonomy places the organism in Eukaryota, Fungi, Ascomycota, Saccharomycetes, Saccharomycetales, Saccharomycetaceae. Gene Ontology annotation, biological process: ribosomal small subunit biogenesis. Bases 1 to 609 code for a protein of 202 amino acids. Gene Ontology annotation, cellular component: 90S preribosome. The record is from RefSeq and is a predicted model, not a curated record. The transcript has a single exon.
AUGUCGAGAGCAAAGGAAAUUCAAGAAAAGCUAGACUUGCAGGCUAAAUUACAGGUUUCUUUUAGUAAGACAAAUGAAAAGGUUUUAGAAUGGUUAAACCCUGGUAAGGGUGAAGAAGAAGAUGAUAAGAUAGAGAAAGAUGGAAAUGAAUUGAUUGACAGUAGAAAGGCAUUUUUCAACUUACCUUUGGUGCAAACUGGCUCUGGAAUAAAUUUCUCAACAGCAACAAACUUUGAAUCAAAACCAGAGGAUAUAUAUACAAUUGGUGAUUUUAUAAAUACCGAAAAGAAGAUAAACACACUUGCUAAACAAAAGUCCCGUUCUCAACGAGAUUCUUCAGGAAGAGGUAGCAUUUACAGAGUUGCAAAAGAUGAUACAAAGGCCAUGGUUACAUUAAAACGUAAAAUGAGGCAAGGAAACAGAAACAAUAGGUAUGAGAAUAAAAAUGAACCUCAUAAUCUAAAAGGUAAUAAGAAUGGUUAUAAAGCAGAAAAUAAGCCACAAGAUCAGUAUUGUGAUAAUGCAGAUGAUGCCAGUGACUACAGUUCAGAUGAAGAAAAAAUGGUAGCUGAAAGAUCUAAAAAGAAAUCAUUAAACCUGUUAUUCUAG